Rhincodon typus (whale shark) is the source of this 436-nucleotide messenger RNA. RefSeq names its product chromobox protein homolog 6. The record is from RefSeq and is a predicted model, not a curated record. The transcript is spliced from 4 exons. The coding region runs from base 92 to 355 and encodes 87 amino acids. NCBI's taxonomy places the organism in Eukaryota, Metazoa, Chordata, Chondrichthyes, Orectolobiformes, Rhincodontidae.
GAGCUGAGCUCCCGGCGACGGCGCGGUCACGUGGUCCGGGCUGUCGGCGGCUGCGCACUGGGCUGAGUGCGGAGGGGGCUGUGGAGCCAAGAUGGAGCUUUCGGCGGUGGGAGAGCGAGUGUUCGCGGCCGAGUCGAUCAUCAAGCGGCGGGUCCGGAAGGGCCGUAUCGAGUAUCUGGUGAAGUGGAAAGGAUGGGCUAUCAAAUACAGCACUUGGGAACCGGAGGAGAACAUCUUGGAUGCCCGUUUGAUCGCGGCUUUCGAGCAAAGGGAGAGAGAGAGGGAGCUGUAUGGGCCAAAGAAGCGAGGCCCCAAACCCAAAACCUUCCUGUUGAAAGUGAGUGUUUCAUAUUGAACAAAAACAAAAAUCAAAAUAACUCUGUUUUUUGGGUGUGCUUCCUCACAACAAGGUGACGUAAGAAAACGUUCCUUUUUA